Messenger RNA from Sycon ciliatum, 3053 nucleotides. Its product is annotated as ESF1 homolog. The transcript is spliced from 22 exons. The record is from RefSeq and is a predicted model, not a curated record. Lineage: Eukaryota; Metazoa; Porifera; Calcarea; Leucosolenida; Sycettidae. Gene Ontology annotation, cellular component: nucleus. The coding region runs from base 108 to 2579 and encodes 823 amino acids. Gene Ontology annotation, biological process: rRNA processing. Gene Ontology annotation, molecular function: RNA binding.
CGUAAAUGCAAUUGUGCUCAGUUUGACUUUUGUUGUAUCGUCAAAGAACUACCUAUCCCCUUUCUCCUGUAACAGUUCUGGCCAUUUCCUCAAGGCUUGCGUGCACCAUGUCGAAAGACAAAAUGGAUUCUCGUUUUGGGAUGAUCGCCAACGACCCCAGGUUCAAGAAAGUACCGAAAUCCAGGAAUAAGAUCAAGCUUGACAAGCGCUUCAAGGAUGUUGUGACGGACACAAAAUUCACCAGCAAGUACACCACUGACAAACGAGGCCGAGUCCUUGGUGGGAGUGCCCAGGAGGAUUUUAGAAAGUUCUAUGCAGUGUCUGAGAGCGAUGAUGAAGAUGAUGACGACGAUGAGGAGGAGAAGAAAGAAAGGGAUGUUGAAGAAGAGCAAUCUGAUGACUCUGAGCAGAGUGGUGAGGACGUGUGCGAGGCGGGUGAGGCCAGUGGAUCUGAUGAUGGUUUCUGGGCCCGAGCCCGUGGAGAAGCAACUGUCGACUCAUCCAGUGAUGAUGAGGAGGAAGCGCCUUUAGCAAAACCGGAGAUUGUUCACGAUUGGGCUGAGUUUGAUGCUAAUGUUGAGCACACGGAGGAACUGUCGCGUCGCUUGGCCGUAUGCAAUGUUGACUGGGAUCGUGUCUGUGCCAAAGAUCUGCUCGUAUUGCUCAACUCGUUUGCUCCCAAAGGCGGCAGCAUCAAGUCCAUCACGAUUUAUCCAUCAGAGUAUGGAAAGGAGCGACUAGCAAAGGAAGAUGUGAUGGGACCGUUUGAGUCAAACCAACAAGCUACGGGCAAGAGCAAAGCUAGGAACUCUGCUGCGGCUGCUGCUGACAGCGAGGAUGAUGAGGAAGAUGAAGAUGAUGAGGAAUUAGAAGAGGAGAGUGGUGAAGAUGAUGGGGAAGAGGACAGUGCAAAAGAAGAGGGAGAGGAUAGUGAGGCUGAAGUAGAUGCAAGUGGCGACGAAGAAGCGGAGGAUGACGACGACGAUGAUGAUGAUGGUGAAGAUGCCUAUGGAAGUGAUGAAUUUGAUGAUGCCGAAAUGGACGAUGACUCUGAUUCAGAUGACAAUGAAGAGAAGCCAGAUGAUGCCAUGGAGAAGAUUCGUCAGUACCAGCUCAACCGCCUGAAGUACUACUAUGCCGUAGUGGAGUGCAACUCUAUCGGCACUGCAUCCAAGUUGUAUGACGAGUGUGACGGUAUGGAGCUGGAACUAAGUCAGACCCGUCUGGAUUUGAGAUUUGUUCCCGACGACAUGACGUUUGAUGAUGAGUACAAGGAUCACGCCACCGAGAAGGACUUGGCUGGUGGCUACGAACCGCUGACGUUCUUCUCCACUGCUCUGCAGCAGAGCAAGGUCAACAUGACCUGGGAUGAGACUGAUGUUGGUCGUCUCAAGGCAACCAUGAGAAAGUUCACAGCUGGUGAUAUCCAGGACAUGGACUUCAAGGCAUAUCUGGCAUCCAGCAGCAGUGAAGAAGAAGAAGAGGAGGACGCCAGUUGUGACGACGAGAGUGCUGCUGAGGAGGAAGAUGCAGAGGUCACGUCACCGGCGACAUCCUCUGCCACUAGAGCCGCCGUCCCCCGCAAGUCCCAUGGCCAGGCUUCCAGUGGCGACUCUACGAACGGUAGCUCUACUGGCCCUCAAGCCACCACAUCACGCGCCAAGGCUGCCAAGGCUGGCAAGUCAUCCAAGGGAUCAUCAGUACGCGGUGACAGCGUUGCGCCGCCAUCCAGCAGUGCUGCAGCCAGUGGCCAAGGCAGAAAGUCCUACAACAAGUACAGAGCUCUAAUGGCUGACAUUACAGCCAAGGAGGAUGCUGAGGACAAGGAGCAAGAGCUGGAGGUCACAUUUGAGUCGGCAUUCGGUGCUGAUGAAGCUAGCGAGAAGAGCAAGAAUGAGAAGGACUCUGACCUAACAGCAUGGGAGCAAUAUCAGAAAGACAAGAGACGGAAACAGCGGCUGCGGAAGAAGAAGGCUGCUAAGGGUGAAGCUGGAGAUGACAGCGACAGUGAUGAGGUGCCACAGGACUUUGAUUUCAACGAUCCUUUCUUCGCGGGCGAAGAUACAGCCCUGUCCAAGAAAGAUUCAAAGAAGAAGAAGAAAAAGCGAGGACUGACAGAAGAAGAGCAGAGAGAGGAGGCUGAGCUCAAACUGUUGAUGGUCGACGACGAACAAGACGAGAAGAAGCACUUUAGUUUGAAGCGUAUACAAGAGCAGGAGAAACUGGAGGCAAUGGGCUCCUCCAAGAAGAAGUGGAGGAAGAAGAGAAAGCGCGAGGAGGAGGACGAGGAUGGUGCAAACGCCCAGCCGGAGUUCAAGAUGGAUAACGACCCGCGUUUCUCUGCGAUAUUCUCCGAUGCCAAGUUUGCUAUCGACCCCUCUGCACCGAACUUCAAGAAAACUAAAGUCAUGGAUGAUUUGGUUAAGGAGCGUCAUCGUCGACGCAUCGAUCAGCGAGAAGAAGCGGAAAAGCAGGAAAUUGAGCGCCAAUCUAGCGGCAAGACUGCGGGCCAGCAUGCGAUGUCAGCUCUUAUCAAGUCGACCAAAAGCCAUUCGCGAAGCUUCAAACGAAAGUCUUAGCUCUACACCGCGUGUACACACUCAGCGAACUGUUGUUCUCAUUCUAAUGAUUCUUCUCCUAAGGCUCAUCACUGUUGUAGUAAACUGUAUGUGGUCUCUUUGAUCUUUGAAGAAAGUCCCUUUACCAGAGUGCCAAUAAUUUUUUGAAGAUUUGCUCUCGCUUUCUGGCAUUUGCCGAGUUUUCUUGUGAAUACAUUGCUGGCUGUGCUGCACAUAUGCCUCGUCUGGAACUGAACCCAACAGAUGUGUUUGGGUGCAUACUACUUAAGUACAUACACCCACUGCACAAGGCAGAUCAGUGAAACUGCAAGAAGUCGCAAGCCGGCCAUGGUCUGCUGACCUGGAACUGUGUGUGUGUGUGUGGUGUGAUCCUAUUCUAUGCCUGGUCAUGGCGAGAUAGUAAUUGUUACUAAUUGCCGUCCUCAGUAGCGUGCACUACCCAAAGCUUGUUGACACAAUUACAAGUCACCUGCA